AGUUAACGACCAACCAAAACGAAGAGGACCACGUCAGAGGCGAAGACCAUCUGUGAUGCCGGACCAGACAGCAGUGAAGCUGCUCUAUGACCAUAACGAUGGCGAUGGUGUCGUUUCUAGCAUUGCCACGUGGUCAGGACCGACAUCUCGACGCUCGUCAGCCGGGGUCAUAGUUUCGGUCAUCACAGCUUUCCUGAUGUUCGUGCUUGGAGUGCUCGUCGGUGCGUUUCUCCAUGCGCUCGCCUUUCCUGACGGUGGAUCCCCUCUAAUACUCAGGAGUUUCGCACAAAACGAAUCAGUAUCGAAUGAUCUACUUCCAAAUCAUUCACCAAGCACAAUCAGCUCGACGAGCGUCACUGCUCUAUACGAAGAUGUGAGCUCCACUGGAAUUGCGACAAGUAAAGGAGCAGAAGAAGAGGCUGAGAUGGCCACCAAGAGAGUUGAGCCUCUUAGAAAGUUGAACGAAGUAGACGGAAAAGAAGAAGGAGAAGAAGAAAAAGAAGAAGAUGAUGAUGAUGAUGACGAUGGCGACUGCAAAAACUUUCCAUGGAAAAGCUUCAGAUUGCCACGAGACAUCGUUCCUCUCUCCUACAAUCUCACCAUACAUCCAAAUAUCACAACUCACAAUGUUACUGGAAGUUUGGCUAUCGAUCUAAAGGUGAUGGACUCAACAAAACUUAUUGUUUUACAUGCGCAUAAUUUGGUGAUGAAUACUUUCAGUCUGAGUGUUAAUGGCAGACGAAUGGAAGCAGAAUUCUAUUUUUGCACGGACACUUCACAAUGGGCGUUUGCUAUGGAUGAAGCAGUGAAAGUGGGAGAUAUUGUAGAUCUCGGUAUAGAGUUCCAUGGAGAAGUUUUGCCAGAUCUGCAAGGUCUGUACAUCUCAACGCACACGGAUACCCAAGGAAGGAAAACGAGAUCUGCUGUGACACAGUUCGAGCCAUCCUAUGCCCGAAAAAUGUUUCCGUGCUUCGAUGAGCCAAACUUCAAGGCCACGUUUGAGGUAUCAGUGAUACGCGAGCCUCAGCAUGUGGUUCGCUCGAACAUGAAGUUGAAGCAUUCCGAAGAGCAUGUGGAUGGGCUUUACAUCGAUGUCUUCCAUCGCACUGUAAAAAUGAGCACCUAUUUACUCGCAGUGGCCAUUCUCGACAAGUAUGACUAUGUGAAGAAGACGACUAUAAACACAGAGAAACCCAUAGAAGUCAGGUUGUAUGCACCAAAGGAUAUGAUCAAGGGACAUACAGAAUUUGGCCUGGACACUGCUGUUCGAGCUCUUGAGUACUUCGAAAAUUACUUCAACAUCUCUUAUCCGCUCGACAAAAUGGAUCUUCUCGCUUUGGACGACUUCAGUGAAGGUGCGAUGGAAAACUGGGGUCUGGUCACUUUUCGAGAUUCGACAAUUUUGUAUAAUAAACAAACAACAAAUGCACAAACUAAGGAACAAAUCGCGCUGAUCAUCUGUCACGAAGUAGCACAUCAGUGGUUCGGCAACUUGGUGACUAUGGACUGGUGGAACGAUUUGUGGUUGAAUGAAGGUUUCGCUAACUACAUGGAAUACAGAUGUGUUAAUAAACUAUUCCCCGACUGGAAUAUUAUGACCCGCUUCUACUCGGAAAACAUUGCAUAUAGCCAAGAGCCGGAUGGGUUGCGGAGUUCUCGCGCUAUUUCUUCAAUCACAGCUAACAACACUAACCUCAUGAGUUUGUUUGAUGCCAUAAACUACCAUAAGGCUGCAGCAAUUAUUCGCAUGCUGCAGUCACUAGCUGGAGAGAAGAACUUCCAACGUGCUCUCGUACAGUACCUCGGUAAAUACGCUUACGGUAACGCAAAAGGCUCUCAGUUAUGGAAGAUGGUAGAAAAAAAUGCAGCACUUCCUUAUGGAAUCUCAAUCUCUGAUCUGGCAAACGCUUAUAUUACCCAAGUUGGGUAUCCAAUGAUAUAUGUGACACUUUCCCGCAAUGAAGUUACCGUACACAAUCAGACGCGAUUUUUCUUCGAAGAUGGCAUGGAAGAUGAUCAAGAGUGGCCGAUUCCGAUACAUUAUAGAACUGAUUCGCAAACUGAGUCUAGAAUGCAGUGGAUCAGAAGUGAUCAUAAUAAAGUCAUAUGGCCUUUGGAGGAGCGCUCAAAAUGGAUCAUUAUUAACACCGGUGGGAUGAGUUAUGUGAAAGUGCUCUACGACAGGAGGAAUUAUGCCGCUUUGGCUAAACAGCUGAAAAGCGACCACUUGGAAAUAUCGGCCACUGAUCGAAUGAUGAUCCUCGCUGAUGCCUUUGAUUUUGCCAAGACCUCAAAGCUUAGCAUAACAAUAUAUCUGGACCUACUAUUGUACGCAGAAGAGGAGAUGGACAGAAUGACUUGGCAGCUGAUUCACAAACAUGUCAAACAUAUAGAAGAUCUCAUUGAGGAAACCUCAUUUGCUCAUACUUUCAAGGAUCUCCAACGAACGCUUAUCCUUCGACCUUACGAACGCAUUGGAUGGGAAAGUAAUUCGUCAUACACUCCUGCUCAGAAAGGACUACAAGUAGAAGUGCUUAAGAUGGCCUGUUCGCUUCGGCAGCGGGAUUGUGUCAAACAAGCGCAAAUAAGAUAUAACGAAUGGACUGCAAAGAAAAAGCGCCCAUCACCUGAACUUCACGGCAUUGUUCUUAACGAGGGAGUACGACAAGGAGGUGCAGCAGCAUGGGAUCGCGCAUAUAAUUCUCUUGUAGGAGCUAAGAGCCCCACUGAGAAAUAUCAACUAAUUGGUGCACUAGCUUCAACGAGGGACCAGUCGUUGAUUACCAGGCUACUUCGUCUCUGCCUUGACGGUAAAACCUUUCGACCAAAUAUGGUACCUCGGGUGCUUGCUGAGUUGACACAGAAUGAAGCGGCCAGAGCAUUUACUUGGCGUUUCUUCAGAGUCAACUACAAGGAAUUUGUGAAAAUCUUAGGAGACGGAUCAAAUCUACUUCUGAACAGCAUCAAAGCAAUGGUUGACAAACUUAGUACACAGGAGGAUUUGGAUGCCGUGAAAGCUUUUCUCUCCGACAAAAAUCUUGAGUACAACAAAGCGAGACUUGACCAAAUGUACGAACAAAUCGAACUGAAUAUACAGUGGAGGAAACUCAAUGAAGAGCCGCUGAGGAGAUGGCUUGAGAGCUGGGAUGAGAAGCGACGGGUACUAUACCGUCGUAGAAGGCGUUCACAUCACCUUUCCUUCUGA
Cylicocyclus nassatus is the source of this 3205-nucleotide messenger RNA. The record is from the annotation of a GenBank genome assembly. Lineage: Eukaryota; Metazoa; Nematoda; Chromadorea; Rhabditida; Strongylidae.